GUGGACUGCCCGAUGGAUCUCUGGUCUUAGUGAUCUCUCGGUGGCGGUUCCCCUCUCAACCAUGAAGCGUGGCUUUUUUGUAAGUGGAUGAGAACAAGACAGACCAUCCAUCCCGACUCAGCUGGUUCCAAGCCGGUCCCCGCCCUCCACUGGAGGCUCUGUUACCAUGGCAACUAGGUUAGGGCGGAAGUGGCUUAGAAGACUGACUCUCACUAAUCAGGUGACUCUCCAGACUUCUGCACGUGACACAGGAGCCCAGGCGCGCGCUCUACCUAAUCAAGACGCCGUCCCUCUUUCACCGACAACUGACAGUGCUCUAGAGCAAUGGCCUAUGAGGCUCCACUAAGAGACCCCACCUCUCAAUAGUGAAAGGACCAAUUAGGAUGAGGCAGAGAGAAGUAACGCCCCAGGUUUCGCCCGGGUUUGACAGACGCAAUUGAGGCCAUCCUAAGAGUCCCUCCGCCCCUAGCCAUUGCGGCCCGCGAUGGACGGACUCGCUGCCCAAUAGCACGUCCCUUGGCCGCCGCCGGGUCCCGCCCUCUCAGGAACGGAACCAAUGAGCACGCCAGCUCCCGGCGGGGUGGAGGGGUUGCACUGCGGUAAUAUGGCUCUUCCUUAGCCAGCGGCGGUGGCCAGUGCGGGCGCCGAGCUGCCGGGGCUCUCGGGUGGUCCGUUUCUAGGCUGCAAGGGCUCGGCGGAUAGCUGCUCCGGAGGCGGCGGCGGAUGCAGGAGGAGUGCCCGCCUGGCCGCUCGGCGGCCCAGGGGUCCAGAUGAGCUCCUGUGCCUCUCUCGGGGGCCCGGUGCCCCUGCCACCCCCGGGCCCGUCCGCCGCGCUGCCGUCCGGUGCCCCUGCGCGGGCCCUGCAUGUGGAGCUGCCGUCCCAGCAGCGCCGUCUUCGACAUCUCCGGAACAUUGCUGCUCGGAAUAUCGUCAAUAGAGAUGGCCACCAGCUCCUCGAUACCUACUUCACUCUUCAUUUGUGUGGUAAUGAAAAGACACACAAAGAAUUUUAUAGAAGUGAAGUGAUUAAGAAUUCCUUGAAUCCGACAUGGAGAAGUCUUGACUUUGGAAUAAUGCCGGACCGUCUGGAUACAUCAGUGUCCUGCUUUGUGGUGAAGAUUUGGGGUGGAAAGGAGGACGCCUAUCAGCUCCUGAUCGAGUGGAAAGUCUACUUGGAUGGGCUGAAGUACUUGGGUCAACAGAUUCAUGCCCGCAACCAAAACGAAAUCAUUUUUGGGCUAAAUGAUGGCUACUAUGGUGCUCCAUUCGAACAUAAGGGUCAUCCAAACGCACAGAAGACCAUCCUUCAGGUGGAUCAGAACUGUGUCCGCAAUUCUUACGACGUCUUCUCUUUGCUGCGGCUUCAUAGAGCCCAGUGUGCAAUUAAACAGACUCAGGUAACUGUUCAGAGAAUUGGAAAGGAAAUUGAAGAAAAACUAAGACUCACGUCGACAAGCAAUGAGCUGGUAGGUUUUUGUACAAGUACCUGUUCAAACUUCUUGUUUUCUUCAAAUGAUUAUCAUAUUAUUCUUAGAAAAAAGUCUCUAGACAGAAGCGCAUUUUCAACCGAGCACGGCAAGCUUCAGCACCAGAAGGAAUCCCUGAGCGAGCUGAGGAAGGAGUGCACUGCGAAACGAGAACUCUUUCUGAAGACUAAUGCUCAGUUGACAAUCCGCUGCAGGCAGUUACUCUCUGAGCUUUCCUACAUUUACCCUAUUGAUUUGAAUGAGCAUAAGGAUUAUUUUGUAUGUGGUGUCAAGUUGCCUAAUUCUGAGGACUUCCAAGCAAAAGAUGAUGGAAGCAUUGCCGUUGCCCUUGGUUACACUGCACAUUUGGUCUCCAUGAUUUCCUUUUUCCUACAAGUACCCCUCAGAUAUCCCAUAAUUCAUAAGGGGUCCAGAUCAACAAUCAAAGAUAAUAUCAAUGACAAGCUGACUGAAAAGGAGAGAGAGUUCCCGCUGUAUCCAAAGGGAGGGGAGAAGCUGCAGUUUGAUUAUGGUGUCUACCUUCUGAACAAGAACAUUGCCCAGCUGAGAUACCAGCAUGGCCUGGGGACUCCAGACUUGAGGCAAACCCUUCCUAACCUGAAAAACUUCAUGGAGCAUGGACUCAUGGUCAGGUGUGACAGGCAUCACACCUCCAGUGCCAUCCCUGUUCCAAAGAGACAAAGCUCCAUGUUUGGGGGUGCGGACGCAGGCUUCUCUGGAGGUAUCCCUUCACCAGACAAAGGACAUCGAAAACGGGCCAGCUCAGAGAAUGAGAGACUCCAAUACAAAAGCCCUCCUCCCAGCUACAAUUCAGCAUUGGUCCAGCCUGGGGUGGCCAUGCCCACCACGGGAGACUCUGAGAGGAAGGUCAUGCCACUGUCCUCCUCCCUGGACACCUCCCUGGACUUCUCCAAAGAAAAUAAGAAAAUAGGAGUCGACCUGGGCAACAGUGUAAGUGGAGACCAUGGAAAUUCGGACUCCAGCCAACAAGGGGAAGCCCCGCCUGGGCAGCUGGCAGCUGUGAAUGGCACUGCACUACCCAGCGAGCAGGCUGGCUCUGCCAGCGCCCUGCUGCCUGGCCAGUGCCAUCCGGUCCCCUCAGCUGAGCUCUGCUGCGCAGUGGAGCAAGCAGAGGAAAUCAUCGGGCUGGAAGCCACAGGCUUCACCUCAGGUGACCAGCUCGAAGCUCUCAGCUGCAUCCCAGUGGACAGCGCGGUGGCAGUGGAGUGUGAUGAGCAGGUGCUGGGAGAAUUUGAGGAGUUCUCUCGGAGGAUCUACGCCCUCAGCGAAAACGUGUCCAGCUUCCGCCGGCCGCGCAGGAGUUCCGACAAGUGAAGAGAGCGGGCAGACCAUAGGACCAGGCAGAGCCACUGCCUCCGACCAGGCCCAAGCUGCACUUAACCUUUUUAAUAAUCCUGACACAAAUGAGUAUCCGUGGAGGAGAUUCCUCAGAAAGGCUGACUUUGGGAUCAUUGGGUACCAGUGGGGCCAGUCCCUGAGAUUUGCUUUCCAGGCAAAGGUCACCCUCUUGCUUACAGCUCAAGUCAUCUUAUAGGCAUUCGUCUGCGCUUUAUUUACACUUGGGUGUUUUCCUCAGAAGGAAGAUGAUAAUAUAUAUGUAAUAGAACGAACUCACCUUUAGUUUCUCAAAAGCAUUUGCCCUCGCCAUUGUUUGUAAAACUUUGCAAAAUGGAAUAUUCAAAAAUAGCUUUCCACUACUUCCUGAGAGGUCUAUGGCCAUCCAUUAGGUUGAAUAAGAAGCAGAGUAGAGGGUCCUUGUCCGGGGCCCUCCACCCCAAGUACCACAGUCAGCCUGCAGACUCAAGAUGGGCCAUGCACCCCGCAAGCUGGGGCAGUACAUUCACUAGUCUGAAGCCAGUGGGCAAGCUGUUCCAUCUCGUCUAGUGUGCCAUACCCUGAUGAAAACUUUUCCUGUGGUGGAUCCCAGGGGACCCUCAGAAACCUCAAGGUCACCACAGUCAGGGGGCAGCCAGCUUCCUUUGGGGCCAAAGUUUUUAUGUGGGCAGAUGCUAUGGUCCAAACUUGGGCACACCUCUAGCAAUACACUCCCCAGAUAAAGACCCCUAAAUAUAAAUCCCAAGUUAACUUAUUACAUUUCAGUCAGAAGGAAGCCAUUAUAUACGACACAGGAUACAUAGUCAGGAUGGCCAGUUUGCAGACUGUGAGACAGUCGAGAGAGAGUUGGAUUAAGAGACUAGAUGAAGCAUAGACAGUGUGCAAUUUCAUGAUGUUAAAUUAUGUUUUUGAAAUCCAUUGUCAUUCUGCAUUCAGAUUUCAUUCACUGUCGCAUUAUACAGUAUGUACCCACAGACAUUGCCUCAGGGUUGCAAGCUCUUAAAAAUUUAUCCACAUAUCCAUGUAUUGUAUAGAAGAAUAAAAAUGGAAUUUACUUCACUUGA
Messenger RNA from Peromyscus maniculatus bairdii (prairie deer mouse), 3907 nucleotides. Lineage: Eukaryota; Metazoa; Chordata; Mammalia; Rodentia; Cricetidae. The record is from RefSeq and is a predicted model, not a curated record.